CCUGAUCUUAAGAUGGCCUGGACUUGAUGCGGUUCCCCAUUCCGGCCCCUGCCCUGCGGCAGAAUGGGGAGCAGCACUUCAGCCCUCAAAGUUUGCACUGACCACCAAGGAGGCAUCAACUGGAUCAGUCUGAGUCCAGAUGGGCAGUGGCUGUUAACAGGCAGCGAAGAUGGCACUGCGCGACUCUGGAGCACUGCCAACAACCAGUGUCAGGCCCAUUUUCAAGGCCAUGAAAGUUACAUCACCUUUUGCCACUUAGAAAACGAAGUGGCUUUCACCUGCAGUGCGGAUCACACUAUCAGAAAAUGGGAUGUGAUGACCGGGAAAUGCCUUGCUAUUUAUCGAGGACACACAUCCAUUGUGAACAGGAUCCUAGUUUUCAAGGAUUACCUCUUCAGUGGGUCCUAUGACAGGACUGCACGCUGCUGGAGUGUGGAUAAGGAGAAGCCAAUCCAGGAAUUUCGGGGCCAUCGGAAUUGUGUCCUGGCACUGGCGCUCUACUCUUCAAAGGAUGUCCUUGAAGAGGAGGAGGUGGAGGAGGAGAUGGAAGAGGUGGAAGAGCUAAGCCGAGACUUCCUGGUAACUGGGAGCACGGACUGCACUGUCAAGGUCUGGUGGGUGUCCAGUGGGCGCUGUCACCAGACCCUGCUGGGACACACUGGGGCUGUCUUAUGCCUUAUACUUGAUGCUCCAAACAGGGAGCUCUUUUCGGGAAGCACUGAUUACACCAUUCGGACUUGGAACAUCAUGACAGGGGAGCAGCUGAGAGUGUUCAAAGAGCAUCAAGGAUCUAUCAUUUGCCUAGAGCUUGUGAAUCGAUGCUUGUAUUCAGGUAGCACGGACAAAACAGUAAAAUGCUGGUUGGCUGACACUGGGGAGCGGAUACGGACCUACAAGGCUCAUAAACACAGUGUCAGCACUUUGAAAUAUCACGCUGGAAUAUUGUUUACUGGAAGCGGUGAUGCGUGUGCUCGAGCUUUUAAUACAAAGACUGGCAUUCUGCAAAGAGUGUUUCGAGGUCAUAAGUUGGUUAUUAACUGCAUCCAGAUUCACAAUGAAUUAUUGUACACAGCUUCCCACGAUGGCACGCUAAGGAUCUGGGACAUACGGCAGAUCUGUAAACGGAACAAACGUCGUUCGAAGGAGCGGUCUAUCCAGGGCAGGCAUUUCCACAAGGGGAGCCUCCCUCGUCUUUUCAACAACAAAGUGGGCUGCGCCCUUCACCAGGAAAAUGGAGGACAACGGGAAGCGGUGGAACUUGAGUGAGAGAUGGAAGAGAUGGAUAGCUUCUGGGGACAGUGGAAGGCAGGCUAGGACAAUUCAUGAUCUGCUGCCCAGCUGCAGGUUAGGCCUAUCUGGAGCUCAACCUUACCAAACCUCAUUUUGCUUUGUGCCUGGCUGGCACUGCCAAGCACCUGGCUGGGGGUAGUGUUUCACAUGAAGAGUUAACAGGCUUGCGGUAAGACCCCCAGAUACAGAUAAAACUACUAUCUUGGUGCCAAUGGGGAACAAGCUAUGACAAGGCUUGUUCACAUUCUUGAAUCAACUACAUCUCCAGUGUUAUGAGGGGAGACACUGUUGCUGGUUUGUUCAACCGUGAUGCCACUUCUUGAUUGGUUGAUCGUAGGACAGUCCCCAGACAUCGUUCACACUGUGUGGUCCAGGGGUCAGGAAUCCCUGGGCACGCGCAGAAUUCCAUGCGCAGCAAUCCAU
Messenger RNA from Python bivittatus (Burmese python), 1713 nucleotides. It is a transcript of the gene WDR86, whose product is annotated as WD repeat domain 86. Gene Ontology annotation, molecular function: protein binding. The record is from RefSeq and is a predicted model, not a curated record. NCBI's taxonomy places the organism in Eukaryota, Metazoa, Chordata, Lepidosauria, Squamata, Pythonidae.